This is a messenger RNA of Clupea harengus (Atlantic herring), 1558 nucleotides long. RefSeq names its product trichohyalin-like. The record is from RefSeq and is a predicted model, not a curated record. Lineage: Eukaryota; Metazoa; Chordata; Actinopteri; Clupeiformes; Clupeidae. The coding region runs from base 23 to 1441 and encodes 472 amino acids. The transcript has 2 exons.
GGGAGUAGAGAGAGAGCGUGACAUGGAGAGCUGGCUGACGGGAGUACACAGAGAGAGGAACAGAGAGGACAGGAACAUUGAGGACAGGAACAUUGAGUACAGGAACAGAGUGAGGGACAGUGAGGACAGGGACAGUGAGGACAGGGACAGUGAGUACAGGAACAGUGAGGACAGGAAUAUUGACAGGAACAUUGAGUACAGGAACAUUGAGGACAGGAACAGAGUGAGGGACAGUGAGGAUAGGAACAGUGAGGACAGGAACAGAGAGAGGAACAUUGAGUACAGGAACAUUGAGGACAGGAACAUUGAGGACAGCAGAGGUAAUGACGAAGAGGUAGAAAUUGACAUGCUGCCUCCAGGAAGCACCAACAGUGUGACUGAGAUCACUGUCCUAUCACCAUCAGAGAUCAUUCAAAUCAAGGAGAGCCUCAGACAGAGUGGCCUAACCCAGGAAUUGCAGUAUUGUGUUCUGACCACUGAGAUGAAACUGAAAAUGCUGAAAGAACUUGAAAACGAUGCAAAGACCUAUCACAAAAUGGAAAAAGACAAUCUGGAAUUAAAUAAGAAAAUGUUAGAAACCGUCCAAAAAACUAAGAAAUCAAUGUUCUCAAUCUUGAAAAGGAAGACAAAAGAAGAGGUAGAAAUUGACCGGGGUCAGAAGAGAGUUGAAAAGGAACUGAAACUAGAGACAGCCAAUCUAAAUGCAUGCUUAAAAAAGUACAAAAAGAACCUGGAAGAGUUGGAAAAACAUGAAAAUCAGAUUCAGAAGAUUCUCAUGAAGCAACAAAAGGAGGAAGAGAAACUCAAACUUGCACAGCAGAAACAGUUAGAAAAGGAAGAGGAGAAGGAGCUGACCGAGGAGAGAAAAGAGAAAAAGGAAGUGAUUAUGAAAGUAUAUAGGAGAGAGAAAUGGAGGAAAAGGGCUGGGAAAACUCAUAAAAUGGAAGUGAAAAAGGAAAACAAGAUAUUAAAGAUACUGCGUAAAAAUGAUGAAAGAAAGUGCAAAAGACACAAGAGGUGGACCAAAAGAAUCAACAAAUGUAGGAAAAUAAAAAACAAAAUACGUUCAGCGCCAGGACGUGUUUGCAGAGCGGUGUUCAAGUUUUUCAGUCCGAGUUUUGGAAAGCAAGUAGACAAAAAGUUGAAGGAGCAACAAAAGGCGGAAUUGAUCAGGCAGCGAUACGACAGCAAUAACAUUCAUUGGGGAGCUGAGGAGACGGCGAAGCAGAGGGAGGAGACAGUGGAGGAGGAGAAAAGACUCCUGGAAGAGAGGCGGAAAGUGUGUGCUGCUGAACUGGAGGCGUAUGCGUGGAGCAGUCAAGUGCGGGCUGAGCUGUCCAGGGUGAGGGCCAGCAACAGCCGCAUCAAUGUAAGAGAAGAUGACGGCUCAACAAGCAGCAGUGAGUCAGAAAUAAGUGGUGAAGAAGAAGCAAGGCUGUAACACAAGGGAGUUCCCAGGAGGAGAGUAUGGCUUCACAGGAACUGCUGCCAUCAAAUACUUUUCUAUGUAUGGUUUGUAUGAAAAGUGCCAGGACAUAAUAAAAAAAAACAUACAAAA